AUGUGGAGGGAUGGGGAGCUCCUUAUGUCGAUGAAUGCGACUGGUAGCGGUCUGUAUCUGGACCUUGGCGACAAGUUUCGUGAUGUUUGGACCAGGCCGGGGGAGACACAGGGCGGGGACGGGGCUUUCGCGACUUUCCGUGCUGGUCGGGGAAACUGGCGGUGCUCAGCCUGUGCCUGUAACGAGGAGAGGCAGGCGGCGAGACGUUGGAAGAAGAUUUCGUGCCGGGUCACGUGUAUUCACUGCCCGCGCCCGUCGCUGACUCAGCUAGGCCGCACCGGCUUGCCCGCCUUGGACCUAGCGUCGUGCCCGCCCUCGGCACUCCGCGCUAACAUCGGGAUACUACGUUGA
Aspergillus niger is the source of this 351-nucleotide messenger RNA. RefSeq lists its product as hypothetical. The transcript has 2 exons. NCBI's taxonomy places the organism in Eukaryota, Fungi, Ascomycota, Eurotiomycetes, Eurotiales, Aspergillaceae. The record is from RefSeq and is a predicted model, not a curated record. The coding region runs from base 1 to 351 and encodes 116 amino acids.